This is a messenger RNA of Engraulis encrasicolus (European anchovy), 1673 nucleotides long. Its product is annotated as interferon-gamma-inducible GTPase 10-like. Gene Ontology annotation, molecular function: GTP binding. The record is from RefSeq and is a predicted model, not a curated record. Gene Ontology annotation, cellular component: membrane. The coding region runs from base 1 to 1662 and encodes 553 amino acids. The transcript has a single exon. Lineage: Eukaryota; Metazoa; Chordata; Actinopteri; Clupeiformes; Engraulidae.
AUGGCGUAUCAGCACAGUGGCUUCCUGCUCAGCAGGGAAAACUUUGACGGUGACGACCAUGACGGAUUACAUGCUAUGGCGAGUCCUUUCAGCCAUACUCCACAUGGCUAUGACAACAAAUGUCUUGUUGUUGAUGACUAUCCAUAUUCGCAUGAGGACACUUGGGGCAGUGAGGAGGAUAUACUUGUUGCAGAAGUCCGCUUUGUGGAAGACGAGGAAGAUCGUUCCUCACAGCAUACAUGGGGAGAAUAUGAUCUAACAGAUGUUGAAACUGAGAGAGACGCUAGGUACAGGAGAGCUGCGGCAGCUGGUCAUUACACUGAAGAUGACUUUGAAUCAGACAUCUCCCCAGCUUGGUUGGAGGAAGAGAAACUAUUAGACAACAGGAGAGGCCCACAAAACAAUGAUGCAGUCGAAUUUGAACCAAAGAUUAGACUUGAAGAUGUCUCCCCAGUUGGGUGUGAGGAACACGUAGCAGGCCCUGUCUCAGAAUAUGACUUUAGGGAACAAUUUGAUUUGUCACCACGAGACACACAUUACAAAUUUUCACCUAGAGAUAAAGUGAGCACGACAAUUAAAGACAGAGUAGAACGUCUGGACCAUGUGACUCUUAACAUAGGUGUAACAGGAAAUACAGGUGCAGGGAAGUCGACCUUUGUGAACGCACUACGGGGACUGCGUGAUGACGAUGAGGGGGCUGCUGAAACUGGCGUUGUGGAGACAACAAGGAUCCCUGCGCCAUACCCGCAUCCCACAAUGCCAAACGUAAUCAUUUGGGAUCUGCCAGGCAUAGGCACUCCUAACUUUAAAGCCAAGACGUACCUUUCCGACGUGAAGUUUGAGCGUUACGACUUCUUCAUCAUCCUCACCUCAGAGAGAUUCAAAGAGAAUGAUCUAAACCUGGCCAAAGCGAUGAAGCGGAAGAAAAAACUGUUUUAUUUCAUUCGUUCAAAGAUCGACAAUGACAUCAUGGCGGAAAGCAGAAGAAGAGACUUUAGUCAGGAAAAUGUGCUUUUGAGGAUCAGGGAGGACUGCAGGAAGAACUUGAAAUGUGUGGGAAACCCACAGGUAUUCCUGAUAUCCUCCUUCUACCUGCGAGAUUACGAUUUCACACGGUUGAUUGACACACUGAGACGAGACCUCCCUGACAAAAAGAAGCAUGCCCUCGUUCAGUCUCUGCCUGUGUACUCCAGGGAUGCUCUGGUGAGGAAGAAAAAGCACUUUGAGAAGAUGAUAUGGCUUCAAGCCUUUUGUUCUUGCGCCGGCGCAAUACUGCCCAUCCCUGGCCUUACCCUGGCCGUUGACUACGGCAUUGUGACAUCGUUCUUCAACAAAGUCUUCCAGUCGUUUGGCUUGGACGAAAGCUCGCGGAAUCGGAUGGCACUCAGAGUCAACAUGGAGCCAGAGGAUUUAAAGAGCGCCUUGAAUUCGCGUUUUAAAAAUGGGGUCACGGACAAAGUGCUGAUGUCCUUUCUCAACACCCCCAAGAUGGCCUCUCUGAUGACGAUGAAGACGGUGUUGGCUGCAUUUGUGGUGGCCGGGUCCCUGCCUGCUGGGGUGCUCUCUGUGUGUACGAUGCGGCAUCUGCUCAGGAAAGGGCUGAGGGAAAUGGCAGAGGAUGCUGAAGCACUGCUGGUUGCAGCCAGACUUGAUCAAGUUUGAAAAGAAUAUGC